This is a messenger RNA of Coniosporium apollinis CBS 100218, 618 nucleotides long. RefSeq lists its product as uncharacterized. The coding region runs from base 1 to 618 and encodes 205 amino acids. Lineage: Eukaryota; Fungi; Ascomycota; Dothideomycetes. The record is from RefSeq and is a predicted model, not a curated record. The transcript has 2 exons.
AUGAGGGUACUUACCGUAUUUCGAGCACUGCUCCCUGCAGCACUGCUCCUGCUUCACGCCAGCGCUCUCCCAUCACCUGGAUCGAGCACACCUUCCUCGCUGGGCUCGGAGGAUGCUUUGGCGCGCAGAGACCCUGGGGCCGCAGCAGAACUCAGCUACGUCGUAAUAGCCGCAGGCAUGCGCGCGGCGGCCAACGAUGAAGAAGAUGACGCGCCCUACUGUCAUGAAAAUGGCCGCGAAUACAUCCACUUCAUCGAGCCGUCAACACCGAACACCACCUGGUUCAUCUGGACGCCGUAUUGGCUCAGCUAUACAGCAGCACUGCGGCAUGAACUGGUUAAAGACGGAUUCAACAUGACCAGAGCACGCGGCUCGAACUGUGGAUGGGCUAAGGUCGCCGAUGUAGAAAGAAUUGGUGUAUACCGUGGCGCAGUUGGGUAUCGCCCUUCGGAUGGCUUGGAUGCGAAAACAGCUCCUAUAGUUAGCGAGGAGGUCGUAGCAAGGAUCGUGAAGGUUCUAGAGAGGACGUAUCCGGUUGGAGAGAUUGUCACGAUAGUGGUGGUGAUUCUUUUCAUGUUUGUAAUAGCGCCAAGCCUUAUCGGCUGCUGCUGUGGUUAG